This is a messenger RNA of Fomitiporia mediterranea MF3/22, 3284 nucleotides long. RefSeq lists its product as uncharacterized. NCBI's taxonomy places the organism in Eukaryota, Fungi, Basidiomycota, Agaricomycetes, Hymenochaetales, Hymenochaetaceae. Bases 168 to 2783 code for a protein of 871 amino acids. The transcript has 2 exons. The record is from RefSeq and is a predicted model, not a curated record.
GUCCCCUUCCCGAACUUUCUUCACCAUUUUGCCUUGUCCCCUGAAAUGUCAUCGUAGUCCAUUUCACAUCGCUCUUGCCGUUUGCCGUCUGCCUCUUUGCCUUAUUCCUUAUACUAGAGUCAUAACUCGCUCUGGGCGCUCUCUAAGCAGCGUCGCGCAGGUAAAAAAUGCGCCAGUUUGCCUCCGCGCUUGCUCUUGGACGUGGCGGCAAGUCGGAGACAACUUCCACGACAUCGGCACCAUCUGCCCCAACUACCGGACCACGCGUGGCCAAGUCGCGUUCAGCGUCUCUCUUUGCAAAGGCUCCCAAGACGCCUCUGGAGACAACCGGACCUGCUCUUCGCUCACGUCCCGUCUUGACGCCAGGUUCAUCCUGUUCCUCCGAGGGUUCCGCAAGCUUGCGUACACCUGAGGAUGAAGGCCUGAUGCCACCGUUCUCCAAGUCCGACGAGAAGAAACGCUGGUCAACCUGGUUUGGUUGGCGAAAACCAUCUGACAAGGGCCAGGCUACCGAGGGUCCUGUGGACACCAACACCGACGGCUCUGCGCCACAGCCAGUGUCUGCCGGCAGUAUUCGCGACAGCCAGCAAAGACCAUUGCCACGCAUACCCCGGCAGAGUGUGUCCGACUCUGACGAUGCCGAUGAAGGCACCUCAUCGGAAUCGUCAGAGAAUACAGAAGGUUCCACGGUGAUCUCUACCCGUCCCAUUCUACAACGUGUGAGCGUUAGUCAGGCACGCUCCAACUUGCGAACGCUACUCCAUAAUUCUUUGAAUCAAGUACCCCCUCCACCUCCAGUAGUAGAAACACCUACUGCGCGCUUCCCGCGAUCAAGCAUGGCAUCGGGCAGUGUGCAACCUACCCUCUCCUUGGAAUCUACUAUACAUGUUCGAAGAAUGCUGUGGCGGUUGGACCAUCAAACGCUUUCGGAAACGGAGGUUCGGUCUAUAGCAGGUCUUGCUCGGCGGCCGCAACCGAAAGACGCUUCGCGAAAUAGGUCGGAAAGGAAAACCGAUGAUGAAAUGAUAUCAUACGCCUCAAUGCGUGUGGGACAAUUUAGUCGUGGGCUACGUAAAUGGGCUCUACGUCCAUGCUUCGAGCAGCGCUGUCUCGUUUGGGCCCCAGAUGAAAAAGGGGAUGUGAAUUGCAAGGCCGUCAUGGGAGUGGACCGUCAAUUGGCCGUUUGCGACUUGGAAUUCUGUGAGGGUACUGAGGCUUUAGCUGGUCUUCAACUUGAUGACAGGACCUUUGAACAAAUCCUCUUCACACCCAUGCCAGAACCGAAGGGUUCCAUUCAUAAACCUACGACCCGGAAACAGUCACCGCCGCGCACGACACCUCGAAAAACUUCGUUCCAUAGUUCUCCCUCUCCCUUACGACUUGAUCAUGCUUCUCCAGCAGAGCCAGUCUUGUCUCCUGUUUCAUCAGUAGUCUCGACUGUGCCUUCCCGCGACCCUAUACUUGACGUUAGAUCAUCUGUACCGACGGAGAAAGCGCCUGCUCCAUCGGAAAAGGCGUCGGCGCCGGAGCUUGGAGCUUCUCGAUCUGCGGCGCCUUCGGAGCCACGUAGUGUCCGUUUCGUGGAUGAUAAUGAUGCUGAUGGCAUACCACUGGGGUAUGCAAUUCGGGCAAGAAAACGGCGCGAGGAAAAGGAGAAAUUCCUCAGGGCUGAACGGGAGAAACGAGCAAAAGAGCUUCAAGCUCGGGAAGCAGAGGAAAGACAGAAGCGUGCUGCAGAAGAGCAACAACGCAGGGAAGAAGAAAGGAGACGCAUUGAAGAAGAGAAAAGGGCGCGUGAAGAGCGGAUGCAGGCGAAAUAUAAUGAAGAAAUUGCUGCAUCAAGGCAACGCAGGGAGAAUGCCCGUUUGGGUGUGGAUAAUUACACAAACAUUCGAGAGAUGCAUCAAAGGGAGGAAAGGGACAAUGGACGGACAUAUUCUCGUCCCGCUUACGACGUAACUCCACCGCCAGUCCAGGCGCCUCGACGGAGAGCUUCGGACAUCACAGCUCCGAUAGACAACUCUAUUAAGAGUUCAAAUGCCCCACGUCCCGCCAGUAUUGCGGAAUCAGGAGAAGACAGGCGGCGCAGUAUGGCCCCUUCUGCGUACAAACCAUCACCGUUGUCUACAGAUGAUGUUCGACCCACUGUACCUCGCCAACAAGCAGCGGGUACAGAUCUUCCUCACCAACAGCAAGUACCUUCUCGUCCGCCAUCUAUCGCAUCAUCUUCGUCAAGACCGGUUUCUGUCCUCCGUACCCAAAGUGUGCCAAAUCAAAUGCCACUCAUGGCAUAUCCUAUGAUGCCUGUAAUGCCUCCUAUUCCUGUUCCACCUAUGCCCUUAUGGAACAUGCCCUUGCUUCCACCGAAUGCGCCUUUCAUGAUGCAGCAGUAUUCUCGGUCACCUUCUCCGGGCUCGAAUCCGCAUUCUCGAGAUCCCUCACCAUCUUCUCGCCGACAGUCUACUUUACAACCAACAGCAUCCCCAUCCCAUCGACAUCAAAGCUUGCACCCGUCAAGUUCGUCCUCGCGUCCGCAACCGGGCGCCGCGGAUUCUCGACACUCUCGCUACCCUAGCCGUGAAAGUGCACCUCAAACCUCGGGUCAAUCAAGGGGUAAUAGUAACAACACUUCUCAACGACCGCCUCGGUCCACUAGCUAUUCGACAUUGCAACAAUCCCGAUCGCAACCUAUUUAUCGUGACGACCGUUCCCAGACGUCUCGCCAUGGUUCCUACACGAAUCUCGGACAUAUGGACACUAAACGCCGGACUACCAUGAUGUAAAACAAAUUGCGUUUUGAUGCCGCUUCUGGCCUCUCUCAUUAUAAUAUGUUCUUUUUCUUGGCACUUGCAUAUAUUAUUGUGACCUGCCGUCCGCUCCUUUCAGCAUGUGGAUAUUCCCCAUUACAUGAACCUUUGCCCGCAUCGUAUACUUGGAGAAAUAAUCAUCAUUUGUUCGACUGUCUUUUCUUGCUUUUGGGACACCAAGGACUUACUCUGUUUUGUAACCACCACCACUUGUGUUUUUUCCAAUGUCAUUCAACAUUUCACUGCAUGCAUCUUGUCCUGUUUCUUCAAUCCAACCCCAUUAAUCCGACACUUCUUCAUCGGUCCUUUUUCUCAUUGGGUUCUGCAUUUUCGCAUUUUUUGCUAUGUUUCAUUUGCUUUCUCUCCUUAAUUCUUCCACCUGGACGCCGUUCAAUGACUCUGUGCGAAGGACGCGUCCUAUGUGUCGUUUGUCUCAAUAUGAUACGGUUGUGGCGUACUAACGCAAACUUAUUUGCC